Lutzomyia longipalpis is the source of this 1125-nucleotide messenger RNA. It is a transcript of the gene Nthl1, whose product is annotated as endonuclease III-like protein 1. Gene Ontology annotation, cellular component: nucleus. Gene Ontology annotation, biological process: base-excision repair; base-excision repair, AP site formation; nucleotide-excision repair. Gene Ontology annotation, molecular function: 4 iron, 4 sulfur cluster binding; DNA-(apurinic or apyrimidinic site) endonuclease activity; DNA binding. The transcript has 3 exons. Lineage: Eukaryota; Metazoa; Arthropoda; Insecta; Diptera; Psychodidae. The coding region runs from base 111 to 980 and encodes 289 amino acids. The record is from RefSeq and is a predicted model, not a curated record.
AGAAUUUUUGGCGGCCUUCUGCGACCUUGAAAAAUGGAGAAAGAAAACAAACUUUCCUUGUGAUAAUUUUGAGGAAUUUAUUGUAUUAAAAUUGCGGUUUACUAGAGGGAAUGUUGAUAAGAUCAUCCCUGAUAAGGAAUUUUUGCAAAAUGUCACGAAGGAAAGCCUCAGUGAGGAAGGAUUUGAAAGAUUCCGCGGCUGGAGCGUCUUCUAAAGGGAAGGAAGUUGAAUCGGAGGAAUCGAAGGAAGCAAAAGUAGCCAAGUGGGAACCAGAGAAAUGGCAGGAAACUCUGGAAAAUCUCCGCAGUAUGCGGAAGGACUUUAAAGCCCCCGUGGAUACAAUGGGGUGCAGCCGGUGCUGCGAUGAGGAAGGAGUUGAAGAGAAAACAAAGAGAUUUUGGGCUCUUGUCUCCCUCAUGUUGUCCAGUCAGACCAAGGAUCAGGUGACAUAUGAGGCAAUGAGUAGAUUGAAGGCGGAGGGAUUACUUCCGGAGAAUCUCAUUAAAUGGGAAGCCAGCAAAUUGGAACAAUUGCUUGUUCCUGUUUCCUUCUACAGGAAUAAGGCAAAAUUCCUCAAGCAGACAUCCCAGGUGCUCGUGGAGAAGUACAAUGGAGACAUUCCCAAGACAGUUGAGGAGCUCAUUAAACUUCCCGGAGUUGGCCCCAAAAUGGCUCAUAUUUGCAUGAAUAUCGCCUGGGGGGUUGUGUCCGGGAUUGGUGUCGAUACACACGUUCAUCGCAUCACAAAUCGCCUCAAGUGGACGAAGAAACCCACAAAGGAGCCCGAAAAGACGAGAAUUGGGCUGGAGGAGUGGCUGCCCUUUGAGCUGUGGGAUGAAAUUAAUUUACUCCUUGUGGGAUUUGGACAGACAAUUUGUACACCAGUUGCCCCAAAAUGCGGGGAAUGUGCCAACAGUGGGAUUUGCCCUUCGGCGAAUAUUAAAAAGCCCAAAUCAGGCGCUAAGAAGGCCAAGAAGUAGGAUGAUCUUCAAGAAGAAAAGAAUCUUUAUUGUCUAAAAUCAGAUUAAAAUUUAUUUCUCUAAAAUCUAUCGUUGUGAAAUGUCUAUUUUAUGUGUUUUCUCACAAAAAUAAUUACAUUAUUUAUAAAAAGAAAAAUACAAUGAA